AUGGAGGCUACCAUUCUCACAGUGGUGAACAAGUUCGGCGAGGUCGUGGUGGGGGAGUACCAGCACCUGCACGCCGUUGACGGCGAUGUAAGGGAUCUCGGUCGAAAACUUGAAGUUUGGAUGACUUGGGUGCAAAUGGCGGAGCAGGCUAACCACACAAGACGCAGCAAAAUGGUCGGCGUGUGGAUGAACCAGCUCCGCCGCGCCAUGUUGGACGCUGAAGACAUUGUCGACGAGUACUUCAUAGCAGUUUACAAGUCACGCCCAGGGUUCGAGACACGGGAAAGAAGAAGGUGGCCAUGCAACAUCCGUUGCCUCCCGGAGGUCCCCUGCUUCCCCUUCUCGGUGAUGCCCUGUUUCCCCUUGUCGGAGGUCCCCCUCCGGUAUACCUUGUCUCAAGACAUCACCAACAUCAUCGAGGUGCUCAAAGGGAUCCAGGAUGACUCUCUGGUCGACAUGAGAACCAAGGUGGAAGAUCUUGUGGCCAGUACCAAAGAAGCCCUUGACAUACCGAGCUUGGAUACUCUCACCAAUAAGAAUUUCAGGUGUGUCGAAAAGCUGAUUGGUUCGGAUGAACAUAUCAAGUGCAUAAGCAGGGCGCUUCUGGGCGGGCAGAGUGAUGUUGUGGUAGUUACCGGGGAGAGUGGCGUUGGCAAGUCAACAGCAGCGCGAGCAGCCAUCCAGGAUGGAGCUGUGCAGAAACAUUUUGAUGUUCGCGCUUGGGUGUGCUUGCCAGCACAAUCAAGGGUUGGGAGGUACUUGGAUAAAAUUCGGGAGCAGGCUCAAGAGCAGACACACGGCUGUGAUUGGCCCACAAGCGAAGAAGGCGUGAAGCAAGUGCUGGCUAGACUGAAACUGCUAGUGGUAUUGGAUGGAAUGGACAGCGAGGCUGAGCUGAUGGAGGUUCUAGGGAGUUUGCCUCAUGGCGCCGAGGGGAGCAGGACAGUGGUCACAACAGAGAAUCCAUGUGACCUAAUCAUUGAAGCUAGGGAUGACAUUACAAUGGUGGAGAUCAAAGGCCUCCGACGAGAUGAAUGCCUAAAAUUGCUAGACAGCAGGCUUUAUCCAUGUAGCCGUGAUGUUUACAUGAAGCACCACGACAAGUUCAGUGACAAGAUAUUUGCAAUUUCAGGAGGGCUGCCUCUUGCGGUUGUAUUGAUCUCGGGACUUUUAUACUUCAAAGACAAAGAAAAGCAGUGGGAUGAGGUGUUCGAUCUGCUAGAAACCUGCGAGCACAAGAGGCAGAUCAAGGGGAUACUGACAGUGAGCUACGGCACAAUGCCUACAGUCCUCAGGCUAUGCAUGCUAUACUUUGCUGCCAUGCCUGCCAACGUCCCCCUUGACAUCAACAUAUUGCUGAGGUUGUGGAGUGCUGAGGCCUUAUUUGUGUCGGAACAAAGAGAUUUGGAAGAAGCGCAAAGGGAAGGCCGGCCGCCGCAGUGUAUCCUUGCCCUAGUGUCACGAGGCCUUCUCCAAUUGGCGCAGUCUCCUGACAAGGUGUGCAUUCAUCAAAGAGUUCAGAGUUUUGCCAAGGAUUUAGCACAUGAUGAUGGAUUCAUGGAAGCUGACGACAAGUUCCGCGCCUUUGGAGCAUCAACUGUUCGUGGCCUCUCCAUCCAGAACUAUAGUGAAAGUGAAACGGAGGUCCACAUGGGCGAUAUCCGUUUCAAUAAGCUGCGCAUUUUGUUGGGCUAUUUUUCCGAAAACCCAGCACCCGGCCUGAACAAGAAUGGCAGGUUCAAAUCCCUGCGUCACUCCCAUUUCCUUAGAGUCAUUGAACUCCAGUGCGUUCGUCUUGGUGCCUUACCAGACCGUAUUGGGGAUAUGAUUCACCUAAGGUAUCUUGGCGUUCGUGGCUGUUCCUUGACACAUCUCCCGGACUCGGUGGCAAUGUUGCUGAAUCUGGAGACACUGGACAUAACUGAUAAUGAUAUUGGCGCUGUCGUGGAUAAGUUUUGGAUGAUUCAGAACCUCAAGCAUGUGCUCGCCAACAAACUCUCGUUACCAACCUCCGCGGCAUGCAUGGCUUCGGACUCAAACCUUGAAACACUCCAUGGAGUGGUUCUUUCUCCACUCUCCACGCAGGAGGACUGCCCACUAGAUGCAACGCACAAACUCUUCUCUUUAGAAGUUGUGCUUGCCACAGCAGCGAGUGUGCCGGUGCUGGCCAAUGCUCUGAAGAAAAUAAGCUCUGUAAAGCGCAUCAAGGUAAAAGGUGACAUCGUUCCACUGGAUUUUCCAUCCAUCAAGGUGCAGUCCCUGGAAUUAGAUGGGACAAUACAAUCGGUCACUCCCAAUUAUAAAUUGACAGCCACCAGUCUUGUCCUGAGGUCAUCACGUCUGUCUCAGUCAUUGCUGCACAGUCUUGUCUCAGAAUCAGCCAUACUUGAGCUAGAAUUGCUAGACAAGUCAUUUACUGAGACCCAGCUGGUGCUCAAGGCAAAUGGUUCCACACAUUUAAGGAAGCUCAAGCUUGGAAACUUGGAACUGUUGGAGGAAUUGGUUAUACAGCAAGCUGCAAUGCCUAGGCUUGAAACCUUGGAGAUAUUUGGCUGUCCCAACAUGAAGAUAAUCACUGGCCUCAAGGAUUCAAUCUGUCUCAAAAAUGUUGCCCUAUAUGACAUGCCAGAGGUUGUUGCAACAAUCAAAGCUGAGGACCCAGUGCUCUUCGACAAGGUCAAGCAUGUCAUGUCUGCGGCAUGGGCGAAUACAACCUGA
This is a messenger RNA of Triticum turgidum subsp. durum (durum wheat), 2718 nucleotides long. Lineage: Eukaryota; Viridiplantae; Streptophyta; Magnoliopsida; Poales; Poaceae. The record is from the annotation of a GenBank genome assembly.